Messenger RNA from Aricia agestis (brown argus), 1297 nucleotides. It is a transcript of the gene TBCB, whose product is annotated as tubulin-folding cofactor B-like. The record is from RefSeq and is a predicted model, not a curated record. Gene Ontology annotation, cellular component: cytoplasm; nucleus; microtubule plus-end. The coding region runs from base 80 to 823 and encodes 247 amino acids. NCBI's taxonomy places the organism in Eukaryota, Metazoa, Arthropoda, Insecta, Lepidoptera, Lycaenidae. Gene Ontology annotation, molecular function: alpha-tubulin binding; microtubule plus-end binding. The transcript is spliced from 5 exons. Gene Ontology annotation, biological process: cytoplasmic microtubule organization; tubulin complex assembly; post-chaperonin tubulin folding pathway.
CGUUUGCGGCUUGAAACGAUUUUCUUUGUUUUGGUUUAAAAAAUAAUAUAUUAUUCAAAUUGAAAAUAAUCCAAAAAUUAUGGAAGGUCUUCAAGUAGUAACUCAAGACUUUGUAAAUGUCCUUAUAACGAAAUCGGACAGUGAGGAUGCGCCUCCGAUUGAGCGCCGAUUUAAAAAAGGAAUUACUAUUCAGGAAUUUAAGACGAAAUUGGAGUUGGUUACCGGAGGUACAGCUGGCACUAUGAAACUGAAAGUAUUUGACAAUAAAAACAACCUCAUAUGUGACAUAGACAACGAUGACGCCCUGCUCGGCUCCUACCCCAUUGAUGACGGCAUGAGAAUACACGUCACCGACAACUUCACCCUGGUCAAAGAUUUUGACUCCGCUGAUGCCGCUGAAAGAUUCCGUUUAUCAGAAGAGGAAUACGAGAAGAAAGAUGACACAUUGAGAGCAUUCCUACAGCGGAACAAGCUGGGCAAGUACAAUGAGGAGGAGAUGAAUAAACUGAAGGAACAACAGCAGAAGGAACUCGAGGAGGAGGCAAAGCUAGCAGCUAGCGUGGUUGUGGGGUCGCGGUGCGCGGUCCGCGUAGGCAACACGGGUACGCGGCGCGCGACGGUGCGCUACAACGGGCCGCUGGAGGGCGCGCGCGGGCUGUGGAUCGGCGUGCAGUACGACGAGCCGCGCGGCAAGAAUGACGGCACUUUCAACGGUAAGCGGUACUUCACGUGUCCGCCGAAGUACGGCGGUUUUGUGAAGCCCGUCUACGUCACGCUGGGUGACUUCCCCGUCGAAGAGGACGACCUAGAUGAUGAGAUAUGAUUCAUCUCCAGUCAUCAAUCAUCACCGCUUAUCACAGUGCUCGCUAGCUGCUAACUAUAUUUUUAGAUAAGUAAGGCAUUUAUUUAUAGCUACGAAAUAACCAUUGCUGUAUAAAAAAAAUUAAAUUAAAGUAGCAAAACAUAAAAUAAAAAGGGCUUUAAAAGCCCCUUCGUGUUGUUUAUAGAUUGGUGAGUCAAUUAGAUGUGUUUUGGCAUUAUUAUAUUAUGAUUUACUUCUGUAUCAGGUUUAGGAGAUUGUUUAAAAAUAAUAAUAGAAAAUGUCGGCUUUGUUUCACAUAAUAUUAUGACAAAAUAUAUUGCUAUGUUUAAACAUAACUGGAUUAUAUUGCUGUACAAUGAAUUAUAAUAAUAUUAUGCCUAAAACAUCCUAGUUUUUACCAACCCUUAUAAAUAGACUGAUUGUAUAAAUCGGAGUUAUCAUUCCACAUUUUGAUACUCGAGUAUAGUUUUAUUA